AUUCUUAAAUACCAGUCUCGAUGUGGAUAGCGUGAAGUAAGCACGACGGACGAUGCGCUCGUAUCUCCGUUUACUUUCCUUUGUUUACAAGUCGAUCGUAAACGAGCACGGUUAAAUCAAAUCGUACAACAGUAUUGUAUUAAAUAAGUUAGGUGCAGUGAAAUGCUGAGUGGUAGUGUGUAUUCAAAUGUAUGGUAUGAUAAUAAAUUCAACUGAUGGUACGAGAGGUCGUUGUCUGUGAAAAAAUAUGGAGUGGUUGAAGAGUCUGGUGGGGCGCAAGGAUCGUACGGAGGGUGCGAAUGCGUUGGACACUGGGGAUGCGCUGGAGUCAGCGCAAGAACGGCGCGAGCGGUGGCGCAGCGUCUACGUCAUAUACUUCACCAUGUUUCAGAUGUCCCUCGGGUUCAGCAUCGUCCUGACGGGCGUCUGGCCAUACCUAGAUAAGCUCCAGCCCGGCUCGAGUAAGGAAGCGCUAGGUCUAGCGGUGGGCGCCAGUCCUCUAGGGCAGCUGGCCGCCUCACCGCUACUCGGGCUGUGGGCAAACCGGGCAGGCAGCGCUCGCGCACCCAUGCUGGCGACGCUAGCGUUGUUCGUGCUAGCAUCCACGUUGUACGCGCAACUUCACCUCACUCGACCACACGCGCAUCACUGGAUGCUAGCAGCCCGGGCUCUCGUUGGAAUCAGCUCUGCAAACGUCGCAGUGGCGCGCUCGUACUUGUCGGCUGCCACUCGCGAAAGUGAGCGGACACGUGCCGUGGCGGGGGCCUCGCUGGCGCAGGUGCUGGGUUUCGUGGUGGGGCCGGCGAUGCAGGCCGCCGCCGCACCUCUGGGUCCCGGUGAGCCGUACCCACCUCCCGGCUCCUACGUCCAGCCACUGCGCCUCGACAUGUACACUGCUGCCGGCUGGAUCAAUGCAAUACUGGGCCUCAUCAACUUUGUACUCUUUCUGCCUUUUUGCUUCAAAGAGAAGAAAAUCGCAGCUCGAGAAGCAAUGCUCGCCCAAGGGAAAGAAUCGGAGAAAGAAGCUUUAAAGGCGAUUAAACCAGACUACGUGAGUAGUUGGACGCUGGUUGCUGCAUUUUUCGUGCUCGUGUUCAACUUCGUACUGUUGGAGACCCUGGCCACGUCGCUGACUAUGGACCAGUUCGCGUGGAGCAAAAAACAGGCGUUGGAGUACAUGGGCGCGCUCAUGAGCGCUGGGGCUCUUGUUGCCUGCGCGGUGUUUGCACUCAUUGCCCCACUCACGAAGAUUUUUGAAGAGAGAGCGUUGUUGCUGUGGGGCGGAUUUCUUCUAACGGGCAUGGCUUCCGUAUUCUGCAUUCCGUGGGGCCCGGGUCCUCCUCCGCUGGCGCCGGAGUCACUGGAGGCGGGAGGCGGGUGUCCGCAGAGUUCACAGCCUUGGUGUGCCACCUCUCGUGGAAUCUCGCUCACGCAGUUUCUGCUGGGUUACACGUGCGUCUCCAUCGGGUACCCCUUGGGCGUUACGCUCAUUCAGACCAUUUUCUCAAAGGUGCUCGGGCCGCGGCCGCAGGGCGUGUGGAUGGGCGUGCUGACGGGCGCGGGUUGCGUGUCGCGCGCGCUCGGGCCCGUGUUCGUGUCGGCCGUGUACGCGCGGCGCGGGCCCGACGCCACGUUCGCGAGCACGGCCGCGCUCACGUUCGCGGCGCUGGCGGCGCUGCGCCUCGUGUACGCGCGCCUGCGCCCGCCGCCCGCGCCCGCGCCGCCGCGGGAGCUGCGCCCGCUCGCCGCGCCCGCCGCGCCCGACGCCGCCGCGUGACGGGGCGCGCCGGUCGGCCACUCUCGGCUCUCGGAUCGAGACUGACACAUAUAUGAGCUAUAGACGACACGUUUAUAGUUUGGUAAUUGUGACACCGAUGUCGUGUGAUAGUCUGUUUCACGUUGAGAUACUUAAAUAUACGACCUCCUACAUGUGACUGAAAAGAUACAAUCGAGUUAAGAAAAAAUAUGAACCGUUUUGAAAAUGUGUUAUAGAGUGAGUGUAUUGAGUUAUUUUGUAUAGAAUCCGUACGAAGGUGAUAUUUAUCAUCGUACACGAAUGGAAGUCGCUAGAUAUAUUUUGAAGGUCGUAGGGACAAUGUAAAGUCAGGUUAAAUUCCACAAUAAUUAUAUUUAAGCUAUAUCGACGCUAACCGUCAGAUUGUUGUUAGUCGUGACGAGUGAUCAAGCUAAGACGAAACGGUCAGAAGACUGAGUGUUUGUUAAGAGUAUUACAUAAGGUCGGCGCCACACUUAGCUGCUAAUAUUCAACCUUACGUUUCCCACCUGCAAGCGAUAGUAAAGGCUGGUUUACACUUUGAUUAGUGCGAGUGCAGCUGAGUAUUGCGAGUAGCGUCCAAUUCUUGUUUAGUGGCUCUGUUUAAAUUAGGGGCUUUACAGUUGUAAAGGCAUUCAUGUUUUAGAUACUCCUGCACAUAUGUAUAGGUUGUGUCUUCGGUCCACUUUGCCAUUUUGUACAACAACAAGCGUCCGACGCUACACACUAAACGCUAAACACUAAACACUCCUGUCCAGACGUGUUCAGUGGCAGGCACGCUGCGAGUGAGGGGGAAGGGAGGGCGCGCGGGACGUGGCUACUCGCAGUCCACUCGCAAAAAAAUAGAACACGCUUCUAUUCACUUUACUACACAGCCUACUAAUCACUUGCACUAAUCAGUCGCUGUCCACACCUAGUCACUAAUCACCUGCACUAAUAACCUGCACUUGCACUAAUCAAAGUGUAAACCAGGCUUAACGCGAAGUGCGAGUCUUUGUAGCAAUGCGUGUGCGCCAACCAAGUGUGUGCCAACUUGAUACGUGGGUAAUGAGGGUACUAUUGGGACAUGCGGCGCCGGAGGGAAAGGCGGGCUGUACAGGGUCUUAAGAUAUUUUUUUACUUUAAAUUUGUUUCGUAUUAUAAAUACAUUUUACGAAGUAUUUUAUUUAUUAUAUUAAUUUUAUAUAGAUAUGUUAUUUUUGAGACAUAAAUAUUUUAAUUAUAUACAUUUCGAUAAACACAAACAUAAUUUCAGCAAAUUAGUACAAGUAAUAGUUUUAUUCAUUACUUUUAUACGAUUGUUUGAACGUCUUUGACAUGUCACGAUUGUGUUAUCGUUCGCAAUGCCAUGCAGAUGAAACGAUGCGAUCUCUGCCAUAUCUCUGUUAAACUGUAAGAUUAAGGGAUUUUAAGGUGAUACUUUAAGCAAUAAAAUACACAACAGGGUAAAUAUAAUGUUUUAUU
Vanessa tameamea is the source of this 3238-nucleotide messenger RNA. It is a transcript of the gene Cln7, whose product is annotated as major facilitator superfamily domain-containing protein 8. Bases 248 to 1777 code for a protein of 509 amino acids. Gene Ontology annotation, cellular component: lysosomal membrane. Gene Ontology annotation, biological process: transmembrane transport. Gene Ontology annotation, molecular function: transmembrane transporter activity. The record is from RefSeq and is a predicted model, not a curated record. NCBI's taxonomy places the organism in Eukaryota, Metazoa, Arthropoda, Insecta, Lepidoptera, Nymphalidae. The transcript has 6 exons.